Messenger RNA from Thunnus maccoyii (southern bluefin tuna), 3031 nucleotides. RefSeq lists its product as uncharacterized. Lineage: Eukaryota; Metazoa; Chordata; Actinopteri; Scombriformes; Scombridae. The record is from RefSeq and is a predicted model, not a curated record. Gene Ontology annotation, molecular function: ubiquitin-protein transferase activity. The transcript has 15 exons. Gene Ontology annotation, cellular component: nucleus. Bases 333 to 2456 code for a protein of 707 amino acids.
AUAUUUGGAAGGCCUCACAUCGCCUGAGGAAUAUUUGGAGGUUCAGCUGUUUGGAGGAGAGGUAGAAAGGAGAACAGGGGCACUAAGAAUGACAAUAAAGAGGGACAAGAAGGCUGAGAUUGAGAAAUAAGGGACAAUAAAGGUAAAAGUUAUCAGAAACAGUGGGGGAAAGUUGCGGCUGAAGCAAAGACAGUGAUCUAAAACAAAAGCUCAAAAAGGACAGAGAAGGAAUAAGGUGAGAAAGAAGUGAAACAACAUUGUUCAAAGUAGGAUCAGUUGAGGGAAAAGGAAAGAAUUAAAGCAGAUAUCAGGUUUUAGUUGCAGCAGAGAGGAUGAAGUUUAGUGAGAGGAAGGCGGCGCUGCUGGCCAUCACAGAAAACAUUGAGAUGGAGUCAUUCUCUUCAGACGAGCCCUGUGUGGUGAUAUCAACCCUGGAGAGGAAGGAAGAAUACAGCUUUCCCCAGAGAUACCUGGAGCAUCCUCUGGAGCCUGACUAUGAGGAGGAUCCAGAGCCAGAGGUCCAGAUUCAACCCAGGCACCAGACCAAGCCCAACACAGCGUCCCAGACCAAGGAAGACACCGAGCACCAUCCCCCUGUCUCUUCAUGGAGCUCCAUGGAGGAGAUAGAGAUAGAAAUGGAGGUGUUUCCUCCCCUCAAAGUGUCUGGGAGCGAGCUAGCAGAGAUCAAGUCAAACUAUCCUUCCAUCAUGACCCCGCCGUCCCCAAACAACGCUAACCGUCUCAAAUGGAAGAGACUGACUCCGCAGAAGACGGGCCUGGUGGUCAAAGAUGUGGUCUGUCUACCUAGAGGACAAUACCUGGAGCUGGAGAGACAAAUCAUUCCACGAGGCAAAGAACGAGCAGCUCUAUCAGCCAUGGGAAUGACUGCUCGCAUCACCAUUGACUAUGGCUGGUCAGCCAAUCAGAUGGAGAGUCGGCUGGUGACGCUUUUCCGAGGGCAAUUUGUCAAACGGAAAGGAGAAAGGUUUUCCUUCACUUAUUUACAGUGUGUGCCGGGCUCCAGGGUGCUGUUUGUCCCAGACACCCCUGCAGAGGGCUGGACCGGAGAGCAGCUACUCAGGAUCUCUGCACACGGUGCUUUGUAUAUCCUCAGCCACCAGGACGACCCGCAGGAAGAAUCCAAGCAGACAGCAAGCGAGACACCUGUGGUGGACAGGAAGGAGUUUUGUCUGGAAGCCAGCACAGAGAGCUGCCGAGACGAAGACAGUCAACUGGGAAAACAGACCCAGCAGACCAGUGUUCACAGAAACACAAAGGAGUUCACAUUAGACCUGGACACCAUCCUGAGACUGUUAAGACAAGAGAAUAUGGUUCAAGACGUAGAGACACACGUCCAGGUGAGGAGGAGAGAUCUGCUGCACAGCGCUCUGAAGGAGGUGAGGAGGCCGGGCUUCUGCUUCAGGACGACACCCAUCAUCUCCUUCAGCGGAGAGGAGACCGACGGCCACGAGGGGCCUCUCAGAGAGUUCUUCAGGUUGACUCUGCUCGAGCUGCAGCAAAGUUGUGUCUUCGAGGGUCAUCCAGGACGUCUCUUUCUGACCUACGACCUUACAGCUCUUGAUGAUGGGAAAUAUUACGAAGCAGGCGUUUUGAUUGGCUGGUCGCUGGCUCAGGGUGGUCCAGGACCUCGCUGUCUGCACCCUACACUCUACCAGUUGAUGUGUGGCCACAUUCCAUCUUUGGAGGACUUCAAUUGGAGAGACAUUGUUGACGCGGAAGUUCAACUCCGACUGCAACAGCUGCAAAGUUGCACUGAUGUGAGGUUGCUGUCUCCCAGUCUGUGUGACUGGGUGUCGAGCUGUGGGAUCCCUCAAAUCUAUUCAGCCGGUUCUGAUGAAAUACCAGCAUUCUACAUCCACCUGGUCAAACACUUCAUCUACCACAGGGUGGCCAGUAUGAUCUCCCAGUUCACCGAUGGAAUGAACAGCUGUGGUGGAUUGUGGGACACGGUACAGUCCCACUGGGAGGCGUUUGUGCCAGUGAUGACGAGCGUACAGCAGCAGCCUCUCACCUUGAAGGAGUUCAAACAGCUCUUCACUGUCUGCUACAGCCAACCAGACAGCCAGCUGAGGGCGGCUGAGGAGGCAACAGCUGGACACUGGGAAACAGUCCUUACCUUGGUCAGCGAUGGGCAGGCAGAUUUUUCCUUUGAAGACCUCCUCGCCUUCAUCACAGGAGCUGAUCAUCUGCCUCCUCUUGGGUUCCCCAGAUUGAUCUCCCUGCAUUUUUACUCACAGGAUGCAGGCACAUCGAAUGUGCGCCUUCCCCACGCCUCCACCUGUGCACUGGAGCUCUUCCUGCCGAGGGGAGCGACAGGGGCUGCUGACCUGUUGCUGUUGCUGAGCAGAGCCAUGCAUGAGGCCUUGGGCUUUACACGUUUCCAGGCAGAGGGAGAUGGAGAGGACAGCUGCACUGAAGUGAUGACAGGUUUAUGAAGUGGAAGCUCUCCCUGAUACCUCACAUCCUGCUGAAGUUGACUUUGUGGAGCUCAGAGGCUUCUGCAGGAUAUUACAGUAACAAUGACUGAGAAGAAAGCUAUGCCCCAGUUAGGUUAUAAAGGCUGGUCUAUGAUCUUUUAAUUGUUCCAGUAGUCACUGUAACUUGUGUGACCUGAUUGGGGAGCAUAGAACAAUUUUUACAUUCUUUAAAGCUGUAUUCAUACAAGUUGCACAGACAGUGCAAAUAAUUUCUUGUGCGUCAUGAGAAUAAUAAUGUAAUUUAGAAAAGUAGGAGGGAAUUCUUCAAGAUAAGUAUAUACAUGGUUAUUCCAACAUACUGGAGAUACCAAUUCUACAGUUAUGCACCUCCAACACACAUUUUCAGAAUUCCUCUUUUUUACAGAAUAACUACUUUGAUUAUUUAUUUAAUUUCACAUCUUGUAUUGUGUCUCUGCUGAUAUCUGCAAUUUGCUAUAUUAAGGAAAUAUUUUACACACUCAAAAUUUUCACUUGAUAUGAUUUUUUUUGUAUUUUCACAAGUUUUAAGGCAGAUCUUGACUAUGAAUGUUUUA